Messenger RNA from Manihot esculenta (cassava), 1277 nucleotides. Its product is annotated as 29 kDa ribonucleoprotein, chloroplastic. Lineage: Eukaryota; Viridiplantae; Streptophyta; Magnoliopsida; Malpighiales; Euphorbiaceae. Gene Ontology annotation, molecular function: mRNA binding. Bases 77 to 916 code for a protein of 279 amino acids. The record is from RefSeq and is a predicted model, not a curated record. Gene Ontology annotation, cellular component: cytosol. The transcript is spliced from 5 exons.
UCUUCCUAAAAAAUCUUAUCCUUCCUAACUCGCCCCCUCUCUUUAUCCUUACCAGUUCAGUGUUAAGAGGAUAGCCAUGGCGACCGCUUCAGCCUCCUCUCUGGUUCUUCCUUCUCUGGGUCCUAAAACUCUAUCCCCCUGCAACCCCAACACACCCACUUCUCUCUUUUUUGUCUCUCCUUCCUCUUCUCUUAGGCUUCACGCCAAGCCCAUUUCAAUUCCCCCUUCAAUUUUUCAUUCCUUGGGAGCUCUCCGACAACCCUUUUCCUCUCGCUUCGUUCCCAACGUCGCUGUUUCUUCCGAGUUCGGACAAGAAGAGGAGGUCGCUAGCGACGGACAUGAUGCCGCUCUCUCUCCCGACCUCAAAUUGUUUGUGGGUAAUCUUCCCUUCAGCGUUGACAGUUCUCAGCUUGCUGGCUUGUUUGAAAGCGCUGGAAAUGUUGAGAUGGUUGAGGUGAUAUAUGACAAAGUAACUGGGAGAAGCAGAGGAUUUGGAUUUGUGACUAUGUCAACUAUUGAGGAAGUUGAAGCAGCUGUCCAACAGUUCAAUGGCUAUGAACUUGAGGGUAGGGCAUUGAGGGUGAAUUCUGGACCUCCUCCUCAGAGGGAAGCUUCUUUUUCUAGAGGUCCACGAGGUGGUGACACCUUUGAUUCUGCCAACCGGUUGUAUGUUGGCAACCUUUCUUGGAGUGUUGAUAGCAUGGCACUCGAGUCCUUCUUCAGUGAGCAAGGGAAGGUUCUGGAUGCUAAGGUGGUUUAUGACAGAGAGAGUGGUAGAUCAAGGGGAUUUGGUUUUGUUACUUACAGUUCAGCUGAGGAGGUUGAAAAUGCCAUCGAGUCCUUGAAUGGCACUGAAUUGGAUGGCAGAGCAAUUCGCGUCUCUGUUGCGGAAGCCAGGCCAAGGCGUCAAUUUUGAGUGCAAUACUUUUCCUGUAUUCUCGGUGAACAGAUGCUGCAGGGACUUGGAAGAUGAGCAACUGCAAUCUGUGGCUGCAUGGGUGUUCUUGAAACAUACGCCAAAUGAUCCUUGUUCCUAAAUUGCUUCUACAAAUGACAGCCAUGUGUGUCUUAGAUGCAUGCAUUUAGAUGAACAAGAGCCCUGCAUUGAAACUUCUUGAUGUAUGUUUUGGGUGCCAGUACCAUAAGAAUUAUCAUUUUAGGACUAUUUAUAGAUUUAAUGUAUCCGUUAUUGAGCUUGGCUUUACCAUAUGUGGUGUGCAAGAACAUCUUUUCAUUAAAAAUUCUCCUCUCGCAGGAGGAGGUUCUACCUUUUCAAA